UAAGUGGAGAAUUACAAGUAAUAGUUGAGUGCGCGCCACCCAAUAAAUAGUUGAAUAACGCGUAAAUCAGCACGGACUUCCGCUGGGUAACUCUUGCAUCAAACUGAAUAUAAACGGGCACCACGAACCGGAGCAGCGCCACCACCACCCGCACAGACAUCAGCAGCCGUCGCAUCUGCACAUGGGUGGCAACAGCGCUGCGUCUAAUGCGAGCGCUUUCAGCGCUGGCGGCUACAUUGGUCCGACAACGAGUCUGGGUGCUGCCGGUGGCAGUGAUUUGAUACCAGCCCCAAUGGGCACCGGCACAGCAAUUGGGGGCAGCAGCGCAACCUAUUCCUCGGGCGGUACCACUUGGGAGGAGUUCUGCGAUCGCCAUGCGCGCGUUGCCGCCAGCGACUUUGCCAAGGCAUGCAUCACCUUCAUCAAUGGCAGUCUGCCGCCGGAAGUGGCACGCAAUAUUCCGUAUCACAGUUUUGCUGCCAAAUAUGUCGAGUAUUUUUCACAGCACUACGAUACCGAGUUCUUCAGACGACGCAGCAAUUUGAAGACGGACAUCGGCUCCCUCUUCGAUGGUGGAGGCGGAGCUGUAAGCAGUGAUUUCGGUGCGGAGGAGCAUGAGGUGUCGCGUCUGUUCCCCAAGUCGCUGCUGCGCCGGCUCUCCUUCAAGGGACUGCGCAAGGGCAAGAAGCUCUUCUUUUUGCAGGCCUUCUUUCACAAGAACUCGGACGAUGUCGACGGCGUCGGCAGCAGCAAGCAAAGCAACAAAACCAAGCUGGCCAAAAUCGUUGUGGAAUGUCGCAAGGAAGGUAUCGUUAAUAAUUUAACAGCCGAAAGCUUGGAUCAAACGGCUGGCACACAAAAAUGGGAAAAAUGCCGACUGGCAUUGGUCAAGGCCGUGGGCGGUUAUAUGCUUGAGUUUUAUACGCCCCCCAAAUCGACAAAGCCGCGUAGCGGUGUCUUCUGUUUCCUCAUCUCGGAGGCACGCGAAACAACCACACUCGAGAUGCCUGAUCGCAUGAACACGUUCGUGCUCAAGGCGGACAACAACAUGGAGUAUGUGAUUGAGGCCGAUAGCGCUGACGACAUGCGCAGCUGGCUGGCCACCAUCCGCUAUUGCAUGCGAACGCCGCCAACCCAACAGCCAAUGCUCGACUCCGAUGUGAUUGCGGCAGCGAUGCAAACAUCGCCGGUGACCACAAAUCCCAAUCCGACAACGAGCGGCGGUGCGGGUGCAGGCUGUGCAUUGGGCGGCAUACAGAAUCCCCAAUAUCAACAGCAGGGGGGUCUUGGCGGCUCCAAUGGAAAUCUAGUCAAUUCGCAGUCUGCGGACAGCGCCUUGACUGUCGCCGCCGGCUCAGGCAGCAACAAUGCAGCCAAUUCCGCCACGGAUGUGAAUGUCAUUUCGCAGGCCAGCCAUGAGUUGAGUAGCACGCCACCUGAAAUCCCCUCGCGUCCAUCCCGAGCCGAGGGUGGGCGGGGUGAACAGCGUUUGUCCUCGUCGAGUAAUUUUGAUGGCAAUGAGCUGGUGGAGAACGAAUCCGAUGUGAAUGUGGCCGAUCUGACGGCUGAGAUGCGUCUAUUUCCCUGGUUCCAUGGUACGUUGCCACGUGCCGAGGCGGCUCGCAUGGUGCUGCAAUCGGAGGCAGCCGGUCAUGGUUACUUUUUGGUGCGGCAAAGCGAAACGCGACGAGGUGAAUUUGUGCUCACAUUCAAUUUCCAAGGACGGGCCAAGCAUCUGCGCCUGACAAUCUCGGAGAAGGGCCAGUGUCGAGUGCAGCAUUUAUGGUUCCCGACCAUCCAAGAGAUGCUCGAGCACUUCCGGCACAAUCCCAUACCGCUUGAGUCCGGUGGCACUUCAGAUGUGACGCUCACGGAUUGGGUGCAUCACACGAGCAGACUGAACGAUCCGGCCGCCAACAUAGCAACAGGUCCAAAUGCCGCCGCAGCGCACGAGGCAGGCGUCGAUGUGGCAGCUUCUGCGGCUGCUGGUGUCACAAGCAACGUGGCCAGCAGCUCUGGCAAUGCGAAUGGCAAUGGCAAUGGACAUCCAUCGCCGAGACAUUGCAACGAAGUGAUUACCAUGAAUCUAAGUGUUCGCCUAAAGACAAACGAAAUCGAACUGCCACAGGAGCCAACACACGUCUAUUUUCCGGAGCAAGUCUACUUUCAUUUGGAUCCUACAACGCUGACCGUUCACCAAUCGCCGCCGGCUGGUCAAGGAUUCCUGGAUCAGCCGCAUCUACGGGCGUCGAAUGCAUCACUUCAGGCUGCCCAUCCGGGCGCUGGCCCGGCACGUCACGGCGGCGACACGAACGCCGGUGGCAGUGGUGGUGGUGGUGCUGGCAGCAGCAGCAGUGGCGGUGGCGGCAGUGGUGCAGCAGCCGGAGCCGAGUGCAGCGGCCGCGCCAUUGAUAAUCAAUAUAGCUUCACUUAAGCGCAUGUCGCGCCAAUGCAUGGAAUGAGAUUUGGAACUUCUUGCGCGGAAUUUAUUUUUGUGCCAUUGCGUUGCAGCAGCAUCAGCGAAAUAUUUUUAU
Messenger RNA from Drosophila grimshawi, 2534 nucleotides. It is a transcript of the gene Lnk, whose product is annotated as SH2B adapter protein 2. Gene Ontology annotation, biological process: intracellular signal transduction. The record is from RefSeq and is a predicted model, not a curated record. Gene Ontology annotation, cellular component: plasma membrane. The transcript has 4 exons. NCBI's taxonomy places the organism in Eukaryota, Metazoa, Arthropoda, Insecta, Diptera, Drosophilidae. Gene Ontology annotation, molecular function: transmembrane receptor protein tyrosine kinase adaptor activity. The coding region runs from base 182 to 2434 and encodes 750 amino acids.